AUGAGGCCUGGGCGCUUGAACGGCCCCAUGUUCAAACGUCCCAUCGUUGUCGCCCUCUUCCUCCUCCUCACCACCCAGGCUGCCUUUGCAGCAGCAUCAUCCGCAGAUUUACAAGCGGGCCGCAGGAACUCGGCGCCGUCGCCGCGCCAUGACAGCUCCCGAUCGUCGUCAGCAUUUCCGCUGAUCACCUGGCUGCGCGACUCGGCCAUCGAGCUCGUCUUUGGCAAGCACCCAUCCUCGUCUGGCGGUGGCAGCAGCGGCAGUGUAAGCAGCGGCGGAUCGCACUACUCGUCGUACUACCAGCCUGCGCGUUACUCCAAACAGACGGUCAUCCGAUUUAUUGUGUCGACGGCGGCCGAGGAAUUUGCGCUCGCAGAGGCGACUAGUCGGCUCUUCCUGGAUAUCUGGGUAUUCAACAACCACACGGGCACAGUGGACGUCCGUCUCAACAAGGAAGAUGUGCCGUCGCUGCUGACGCUCCUGCCAGAGUCGCUGCACUACGCCUUCUCGCCGCUGAUCCCCGAUCUGGCCGUGGCCGUGCAAGACACUUACCCCAAGGUAGCAGGGGCCAAGAGUGCGGCGGUGGCGCAGCUGUCUGCGUUCACGUCGGGCGGGAGCACGUCUGCCGCCGGCGUGGGUGCGGUUCUUGGUACGGGACUGGACAAUGUUUUCUUUCAGGACUACCAGCCGCUGCCCGUAAUCGAGCAGUGGAUGAGGCUGAUGGACGUCAUGUUUCCCUUUGUGGAGAUGAUCAGCGUUGGCCAAUCGGCCGAGGGUCGGGAGGUUUUCGGUCUGCGAGUGGGCGCAUCGAAGAGAGACGACGACGGUGCCGACGACGUGAAUGAUGGCGACGACCCGGAACAGCCGGAGCCGAAACCGGGGCCGUCGACGAAGAGGAAGACGAUCCUGAUGACGGGUGGGCUGCACGCGCGGGAAUGGAUCACGACGAGCACAGUCAACUACGUGGCCUGGUCACUGAUUGCAGGCUACGGCAAGGCACGUCUGAUCACGAAGCUGCUGGACCACUUUGACGUGGUGUUUGUGCCGGUGGUCAAUCCGGACGGCUACGAGUACACGUGGCACACGGACCGACUGUGGCGCAAGUCGCGGCAGGGCACCAACUUCCGGUACUGCCGCGGGCUGGACCUGGACCACGCCUUUGGCUUCGCGUGGGACAACAACGUGCACGUGGAGCCGUGCUCUGAGUCGUACGGCGGCGAGGCAGCCUUCCAGGCGGUGGAGGCGCGUACGCUGGCGACGUGGGCGCGUGGCGAAGUGCUGCUGCGGGACGUCGAGUUUGUCGGCUUCCUGGACCUGCACUCAUACUCGCAGCAGAUCCUUUUUCCGUUCUCGUACUCAUGCGAGGCUGACCCGCCGAACCUGGAGAACCUGGAGGAGCUGGCGGCUGGGCUGGCCAAGGCCAUUCGGCUGUCGACGGGCGAGCUGUACAGCAUCUCGUCGGCGUGCGAGGGCGUGCUGAGCAUGGGCGACUGGUCGUCGGGUGAGCCGGCGCUGGGUCGUAUCGAGUCGGGCGGCGGCUCGGCCAUCGACUGGUUCUACCACGAGAUGCACGCGCGCUAUAGCUACCAGAUCAAGCUGCGCGACACGGGCAGCUACGGCUUCCUGCUACCGUCGUCGGAUAUCGUGCCAACGGGCGAGGAGAUCUUCAGCGCGUUCAAGUACUUUGGCGACUUUCUGCUAGGCAACAACGGCAUCGAGCGGUCGUUUGGGCCUGACGACAAGGAUAGCGGCAGCAAGACGAGCAAGACGAGCAAGAUCACAGAGUUGGCAAAGGGCAACAACGGCGAUCACUGGACUGAAUUGCGGAGGCGAACGCAGAAGUGA
Molecule: messenger RNA, 1845 nt
Organism: Grosmannia clavigera kw1407
Lineage: Eukaryota; Fungi; Ascomycota; Sordariomycetes; Ophiostomatales; Ophiostomataceae
Exons: 1
Coding region: 1-1845 (614 amino acids)
Biological process (GO): proteolysis
Molecular function (GO): zinc ion binding; metallocarboxypeptidase activity
Source: RefSeq, a predicted model, not a curated record